ACAAUAACAGCUUUGUACAGUAUAAAAUGUAAUAAUAGUACAGUAUAAAGUGUAAUAAUAAUAAUAAUAACAAUAACACAUAGAUAUUGUUAUUUCAUCACAUAUUGGGAAAUCGUUGAUAGAGAUAUCCUGCAGACAGUUGCUAGCGAUUUCAUAACACGGCGCAUUAUAAAUAAAUAGCCAGUCAUGAAGUUUCUAUACAAAGAAGACCAUCCAUUUGAAUACAGGAAACGAGAAGGCGAAAAAAUUCGUAAGAAGUAUCCAGACAGAGUGCCAGUGAUUGUGGAAAAAGCGCCAAAAGCCAGAGUUCCGAAUCUAGACAAAAGAAAGUACCUAGUGCCAUCGGAGCUCACAGUGGGUCAGUUCUAUUUCCUCAUUCGGAAGAGGAUUCACCUACGUCCUGAAGAUGCUCUCUUCUUCUUCAUCAACAACACCAUCCCCCCGACCAGCACGACCAUGGGCCUUCUGUACCAGGAAAAUCAUGAAGAUGAUUUUUUCCUCUAUGUAGCGUACAGUGAUGAGAGUGUGUAUGGACUGAGAGAGGGAGAGAGAAGAGGAGGGGAGAGAUGGGGAGAAGAGGAUGAGGGGUGAACAGAGGGAUGGAUAGAUGGGGACAAGGGAAGUGGGAGAGAAUUGGUGAGGAGAGGGAUAGGAAGAAGUAAAAAGAAGUGGCAGAGGAAGGAGGGAAGGUAAGACGAAAGGGGAGGGAGAGCAGAUAGGAUAGUAGGGAGGAAGGUGAGAGAAGAGAUGAGUGAGGGUAUGUGAGGGGAAGAGGGGAUAGAGGAAUAACAAGGAAAGGAGUGAGGUAAAGGUAGAGGAAGAGAAGAGGAUUGAGACAUAUCCCUCAAUGUUCAGAAUGUCUGUAAAAUUGUAAAGAUAUUUAUCCUUGAAGAGAUAGCUGCUUUUUUUUCUGUCUGAUCCGUUGAAACAGGAUUUAUGUUCAAUUCCGUUCAGUUCCAUUGAUUUUGUGCAAUAAAUGGUGUUGCGAAUAAAAACCAUGCAAGCAAGUCUGA
Messenger RNA from Polyodon spathula (Mississippi paddlefish), 1013 nucleotides. RefSeq names its product gamma-aminobutyric acid receptor-associated protein-like 1. Gene Ontology annotation, cellular component: cytosol; autophagosome; autophagosome membrane. Gene Ontology annotation, molecular function: GABA receptor binding; ubiquitin protein ligase binding. Lineage: Eukaryota; Metazoa; Chordata; Actinopteri; Acipenseriformes; Polyodontidae. The transcript has 4 exons. Bases 187 to 591 code for a protein of 134 amino acids. The record is from RefSeq and is a predicted model, not a curated record. Gene Ontology annotation, biological process: cellular response to nitrogen starvation; autophagy of mitochondrion; autophagosome assembly.